Messenger RNA from Rhinichthys klamathensis goyatoka, 2712 nucleotides. It is a transcript of the gene cpt1a2b, whose product is annotated as carnitine palmitoyltransferase 1A2b. Lineage: Eukaryota; Metazoa; Chordata; Actinopteri; Cypriniformes; Leuciscidae. The transcript is spliced from 19 exons. Gene Ontology annotation, biological process: fatty acid metabolic process; carnitine metabolic process. Gene Ontology annotation, molecular function: carnitine O-palmitoyltransferase activity. Gene Ontology annotation, cellular component: mitochondrion. The record is from RefSeq and is a predicted model, not a curated record.
CCUCAGGUGUUGCCGCUUUCUGGAAGUGAAAGGGUGGAGAACGUAAAGUUUACAUCUGUGUCGGAAAACUGUUCCCGAACUCACAUUCAAACUUACAGUCAUGGCAGAGGCUCACCAAGCAGUAGCGUUUCAGUUCACCAUCUCUCCUGAGGGGAUCAACUUGCAUCUGUCCUACCAAGCCCUCAAUCAAAUCUACCUCGCCGGACUGCGGUCCUGGAAGAAACGCAUCAGCAGGAUUAAUAACAGAAUCAUUAAAGGCGUGUACCCAGCGAGCCCCUCCUCUUGGCUUUUUGUUGCCGUAGCAAUCUUGGCCUCUAUGUACAUGCAGUCUGAUCCAUCUAUGGGCCUCAUUGCUAAGAUUCGGGAGCACCUGCCCCUCAGUCUACCAUUGAGCGCUCAAGGUCAGACGAUGCUGUCGGCGCUGCUGUUUAGUACUCUUUUGUGGUUGUCUCUCAUUCUGGCUCUGAGGUUCUGCCUGAAGUUUCUCCUGUCGUACCACCGAUGGAUGUUCGAGCAACAUGGAUGCAUUUCUACCAAGACCAAAGUCUGGGCGACCCUAGUUAGGUUGCUGUCCGGAAGCAAGCCAUUACUGUACAGUUAUCAGACGUCUUUACCGCACUUGCCUGUACCUCCCAUUAAAGACACUUUGUAAAAAUAUCUUGAGUCAGUGAAGCCACUGCACGAUGCGGCUGGUUUUCAGCGAAUGAAGAGACUGGCUGCUGAAUUCGAGAAAAGUCUGGGUAACCGCCUACAAAGAUAUCUCAAACUCAAAGCGCUGUGGGCCACAAACUAUGUUAGUGACUGGUGGGAAGAGUAUGUUUACCUCCGGAGCCGGAGUCCUAUCAUGGUCAACAGUAACUAUUAUGGCAUGGAUUUCCUGUUCGUGACUCCAACUGCCAGUCAGGCAGCUCGAGCUGGGAAUACUAUCACUGCACUGUUCCUUUAUCGCCGCAAGGUCAAUCGAGAGGAGCUCAAUCCCAGUCGUAUUCCUGGUACGGUCAUACCACUGUGUGCAGCUCAGUGUGAACGUAUGUUCAACACCACACGCACACCUGGAGAGGAGACAGAUGUGCUGCAGCACUGGCAGGACAGCGAGUUUGUCGCCGUGUACCACAGGGGCCGCUUCUUCAGGUUAUGGGUCUACCGAGCAGGACGCCUGCUGUCACCCAGAGAGAUCCAGUAUCAGAUUCAAAGGAUCUUGGAUGACCCUUCACCUCCUUCUCCAGGAGAGGAAAAACUAGGAGCACUGACUGCAGGAAACAGAACGCCAUGGGCUCAGGUGAGGAAGCAGUUCUUCAGCUCUGGAGUUAACAAGCGAUCAUUGGACUGCAUUGAGAAAGCAGCAUUCUUUGUCACACUAGAUGAUCAGGAAGAAGGCAUGAUGGGGGAAGACCCCUCUGUGAACUUGGACCGCUAUGCCAAAUCCCUCCUUCACGGAAAAUGCUACGACAGGUGGUUUGACAAGUCAUUUUCUGUUGUGGUGUAUAAGAAUGGAAAGAAUGGGCUGAACGCAGAACAUUCAUGGGCAGAUGCUCCUAUAGUGUCCCACCUGUGGGAGUUCACGCUGGCCACAGACGCAUUUCAUUUGGGUUACACACCAGAUGGGAAUUGCAAGGGAGAGAUUGAGCGCUCCUUACUGCCUCCUCAACGCUUGAGCUGGGACAUACCAUUGGAGGUUCAGACACAAGUUUCUGAGUCCCUUGCUGUUGCGCAAGCACUGGCUGAUGAUGUGGACUGUCAUGUGUUUCCCUUCAGAGAAUUUGGGAAAGGCCGCAUUAAGAAAAUGAAAAUAAGCCCAGAUUCAUUUGUGCAGCUGGCACUGCAGCUGGCUUACUACAGGGAUAAAGGGACUUUCUGUCUGACAUAUGAAGCCUCAAUGACCCGUCUGUUUCGUGAGGGUCGCACUGAGACUGUACGCUCCUGCUCCAAUGAAAGCUGUGCCUUUGUCCUUGCGCUGGAAGCAGGAGAGGACAGAGAACAUUGCCAGAAGCAGUUCCAAAAGGCUUCCGAGAAGCAUCAGAAUCUCUACCGCUUGGCCAUGACUGGAUCUGGCAUUGAUAGGCAUCUCUUCUGCCUAUAUGUGGUCUCAAAAUACCUGGGAGUAGAGUCUCCUUUCCUCAAAGAGGUUUUGUCAGAGCCUUGGCGCCUCUCCACUUCUCAGACUCCUGUGCAACAGAUGGAGCUGUUUGAUCUGGUCAACCAUCCUGAGUUCAUCUCGCUAGGAGGAGGCUUUGGUCCGGUGGCUGAUGAUGGCUACGGUGUCUCUUAUAUCAUCAUGGGAGAGGAAAUGAUCAACUUCCAUGUGUCCUGCAAGCACUCCUGUACAGAGACUGAUUCUCAUAAAUUUGGCUCUCAAAUCAGUCAAGCCAUGAUGGAUCUUAUGUCUCUGCUGAACCCAGACUUCAAGGAAGCAACAAAAGCCAACCCUGCCAAACAGUCAUAAAAUUCUUACAGGAAGACUGGAUGCACAUUUGUUUGAAGACUUCUAUUUAUGUAAUUUGUGGAUUUUAUAUUUGAUUCUUUGAUGUUUGUAGGUUUGAGGCUGCUAUAUAUUGGAGCUAUCUUAGUGUCAAUACUGAAAAUAACUAGUAGAGUUUCUGGUUUUGCUAAUUGUUGCUAAUUUGCUAUGGCGGUAUUCUGUAUACAAUAUAUCACUAAAAUAGGUGUCCUGAGGAAUUAUGUUUGUCUGUCUGAUUGCCGGCUCUUUUUGUG